GCUGCAUCUCUAGAAACGAGUUUUUAAGUAGCAAUAAGUGAUGCCUUUUCUGGCCUAUACUGUACCCGUUCGAUGUGGUUCUACCGUUCUUUGUUUUGGAAGCUAGGUGUGUCUUGAUUAGGAGGAGGCUCAGGUGAAAGUAUUAGAAGAAAUUGGGAAAGAUCAGAACAGAGCCAAAAUAUAAAUAUGACAACAGCAUCACGGGACGGGCUCAGUUCUAUCCGAGUCGUACCGGGUCCCAAUCGAUGAUUGAAUAAACAAAAAGCUCGACGCUUCUGCCAACCGGAGGACGACCAAAAAUAGAAAGAAAGCUGCCUGAACGCACAUUCCAACUUGCAAAGUUCACGACCGUCUGCUGCCAGCAGAGCAGUGGCCGAUCAAAAGCAGCAACGAACCCGGGAGGUGGUGUGUGCUGGUCGUGCUGGUGGUUAGGUGCAGAGCAUAGGGGAAGGUUUUUUAGACAGAGUAGGGUGUACGGUGUAUAGCAUAACAUAAGCCCCGAGCGAGAUGAGACAGGAAAGGACUUAUUGGGUUGGAGCCGUGUUGGCAGUGUUCGCUUGUGUUUGUGCAACCCGGACAGUGUGUGCGAACAAGUUCGAAGACAACAUAUUCUUCAACUAUUACAACUCCACGGGCGAGCUGGUGCAUGUGUACAACGUCGUAGAAAACAACUCGUACCCGUACGACGAGACCUGCAACCCCGACGGGCGGUUCGCAGUAGUCGUUUUCGGAUGGAAAAUCGACUGUGAGAAGUACUUUGUGCGAGAUUUGAUAGCAAAUCUCACCGAGUACCGGGGAGGAUGUGUGAUAUGUAUGAAUUACAGUAAUUUCUCCCAAGUGACCCCGUAUCUACGCUUGAGGAGAAACUUUAAAGACAUCCAGAAUGUUCUGAUUAAAAAACUCGAUUUUCUCGAGCAGCAAGGUUUCGAUCCGGACAAUGGCUACCUGUACGGGUUCAGUUACGGGGCGAACCUGGUCCUAGAGGCGGCCAAGAGCUUUGGUGCUAAGAAAAUCGGAGAAAUCGACGUAUGUGAGAUCGCCGGCAUAACUUUUGACUCUGGCUACUCGAAGCCACCGAAUCAUCGGCAGGCAGCGAAAAAUGUUCAGUGCAUUCACACCAGCCGGCAGUACGGUACCAAGUACCGAAGCAGCUGCCACCAGGAUUGGAUUCUGGGUGACUGCGGCACCCGCCAGGAGGCUGCUCCACUUUCCGCCUACGGAUCCCACGGUGUUUGCACACUGUUCUACAACAGUGCCUUCGAGCACGAGUUCCUGCCCGUGGAAAUGAAUGCAAACAACUGUACCCUAGAUCAGGAAGCAGACAACGUACCGGACGGGUUCCGAAUGGGAUACAUGGAAAUGAGGAAAAGCGAGGUCCGGGGUCAGCUGUACACGCCAACGUACGCAUCGUUCCCAUUCAAUGUUCCGAGCGACGCUUCGGAAGACAGCCGGACGGCACUGGUCGAUUUCUCCGACUUCGAGAAGUCGAGUGAUGAUGACUUUGCAACGGAUUUGGACUACGAUUCGGAAUUUAAACUCUAGUGGUGACGGGUUAUUCAGCAAGGUGUUGGAUUCUCAUACUACUGAUUUUUUUUUACUUUUUUGACAGCGGUUGUUGAUAUCCGGAGUUACAAGCGGUUGCCAGUGACAACGGGUCAGCAACUGCAUUUUUUUCACAAUAUUUAUUUCAUGACGUAACUUAAUCAAUAGUGUGAGCUAAUAUUUUUAUUUAGUGUUUAAAUAUUUAUGUUACAAUUAGCUUAAAUCGAACAAUACUCUGAAUCCUUACAACUCAUGAUGCAUUUUUGAAUGUUUUUUUUUCUAGUUAUUAUUGUGGUUUUGGGUUUUGAUGUAGUUUCUAGUUUUAUAUAAAGAUUCGCCAAACCAAUUAUUAUAUUUGAAUGGUUUUUGUUUUGCAAUGAUAUAUGUAACCCUAUAUAUGAGACACGAUAAAUGAUGAAUAUUAUACUAUGAACCCAACAUAUUGAACUUGAUUAUAUAACCAAAAUAUGAACAUUACAUGAAUUAUGAAGCAUUAUACUUCCUAGAAUAUAAGUUUAUUUGAUCAUUAUUGAUUCUAUUCGAACAAAAAAAUUACGAACUAAAUGGUAUGAAUAUCUGAUCACCUAUGCAAAACGGUGCGUUACUAGAAGACAUCGAUUUGAAACACAAGCAAACUAUAUGAUGAGUCCAUAAACGAAUAUAACUAAAUCUCAGUGACUAAUGAUAAACAUGAUACAUAUUUUCUACCUAUUGAUAAACAAUUGUGUAACAAUGAAUAACGAUAAAAUGAAGCAAAAAUAAAAAUAAAAAACAAGAAACACAAAUAUUCCAGUAGAGGUUAAGGGGACAACUGAUAAUAUUUCGAUGUAGCGAUGUAGAAGUAGAAGACGUGAAAAAAAGGUUUAGAACCCAUAUCCAUGUGCGAUUUUACUUAUUUGGUUUUGUAUGGCGCUGUAACCAUUAAAAAUAAAUUUCCUAAAACA
Sabethes cyaneus is the source of this 2486-nucleotide messenger RNA. RefSeq lists its product as uncharacterized. NCBI's taxonomy places the organism in Eukaryota, Metazoa, Arthropoda, Insecta, Diptera, Culicidae. The transcript has 3 exons. Gene Ontology annotation, molecular function: lipase activity. The coding region runs from base 508 to 1542 and encodes 344 amino acids. The record is from RefSeq and is a predicted model, not a curated record.